AUGGCGUCAGAGGCGGCGCCGGGUCAGCUCGGCGCGCGAUGGACUCCUCCAGGAGGUGGCUCUGACGGGAAAGGGGGAGGGAGUAGCGGCGGUAGUGCCAGUGGUGGUCUGCGUGUAAAUAACAGCCUGUGCAACGAGAAAGUGCCGUUCAUUCCGCAAAACGGACGACGAGUCACAUGGUACAUCUGCGGUCCUACAGUGUACGACUCGUCGCACAUCGGCCACGCGCGAACGUACCUCUCCUUCGAUAUUAUCCGCCGCAUUCUUGAGGACUAUUUCGGGUAUGACGUGUUCUAUGUGAUGAACGUGACUGACGUGGACGAUAAGAUCAUUGUGAGGGCCAGGAGGGAUUACCUCAUCAAGCAGUACCUCCACGCCACGUCAGAUGCCGCCCAGGUCUUGGCCGACACGCAUUCAGCACUGGGAGCAGCAGUGGAGAAGCAACGCGGUGUGGUUGAGGGGUUGAAGGCGACAGCAGGGGGGGAGGGCAACGAGAAGAAGAAAGAGACGCUGCUGCAGCAGGCCGCACAGGAGGAGCUGAAACUGCAGCAGCUGGAAGGGGCGGCACAGGCUGUCUUGGAGCGGCUGGGCCCGGCGUGCGUGACAGCUGGCGGGCGGCGUGGCGUGUCUCUUCUGCUGGGGCGGCGGGCAGAGGAGGUGGAGGCGAAGGAGGGAGGGGCUGUGGGUGACGAGGCACAAGUUAAAGGUUCAGCAACAGAUGGGGCUGCAACAGCAGCGGGUGGGGAAGCAGCAGCAGCAGAAGCAGCAGAGGGUGACAGGAUAGCAGCAGAGGCCGCGGCAGAUGCACUGGCAGCGUCGUUGGAUGCGAAGCUGAAGGCGACUGUGACUGAUGUGUCCAUCUUCAGACGCCUGGCUGCCAAGUACGAAGUGGAGUUCUUUGAGGAUAUGAAGGCGCUGGGAGUGCGGCCACCUCACGUGCUGACUCGUGUCACAGAGUACAUAGAUGCAAUUGUCAACUAUGUGGACACGAUCAUAAAGAAUGGCUUUGCGUAUGCCGUCAACGGGAGUGUCUACUUUGAUACCAAGGCCUUCAAGGAGUCGGGUCACAUGUACGGGAAGCUGUGCCCCUGGUCUGUGGGCAGCGCUGAGCUGGCAGCGGAGAGCGAAUCAGACUUUGCCACGUCAGAGAAGCGCAACCGCAGCGACUUCGCCCUGUGGAAGGCCAGCAAGGCCGGGGAGCCAUCCUGGCCGUCGCCUUGGGGCGAUGGACGGCCAGGAUGGCACAUCGAGUGCUCUGCCAUGGCUUCAGAUAUCGUUGGGUUUCCCAUGGACAUUCACUCAGGCGGCAUUGACCUGCGGUUUCCUCAUCACGACAACGAGUUAGCGCAAGCAGAGGCGUUUCAUGGGUGCGGGCAGUGGGUGAACUACUUCCUGCACGCGGGGCACCUGCACAUUGAGGGUCUCAAGAUGUCCAAGUCGCUCAAAAACUUCAUCACCAUCCGCCAGGCACUAGAGAAGUACAGUGCGCGCCAGUUCAGAUUGCUCUUCCUGCUGCAGGCCUGGGACAAGCCAAUCAACUAUGGGGAGGGUGCGAUGGCAGAUGCGGUAGGGAGGGAGAAGCAGCUCAGAAACUUCUUCCAGACCGUUCAGGCUGAGAUCCGGGCGGCGGGGGAGCAGGGCGAGGAGGCAUGGAGCGAGUUGGAGAAGACUCUCAACGCUGUUGUGGCUACUGCACAGGCUGAGGUCCGCGCUCGCCUAGAAGACAACUUUGACACGGCUGGCGCCAUAGCAGCGCUCUUUGACCUCAUCUCAGCCACCAACGUGUACCUCAAAGACACAUCCGCCAAGAAACGACGCCCGCGGCCCCUCCUGCUGCAGUCCGCUGCCCAGUUUGUCUCCCGCAUCCUGCAGGUCUUUGGUCUGCUGGACUCGAGUCUGGAUUCGUUUGGCAUGACAGCAGGCGGAGCAGCAGCAGGGACUCAGGGCGAGCAAUCCAAGGAGGCCACUGUGCUGCCCUACAUUCAAGGAUUCUCAACCUUUCGUGACGAUGUGCGGGCAGCAGUGCGGAGAAACGCCACCAAGGACGAGUUGCUAUCCCUCACCGACAAAGUGAGGGACUAUGCAAUGGUGGACCUUGGGAUUCGCUGCGAGGACCGGGGCGGGGCGGGAGCAGAGGCAGCGGUGGUGAAGCUGGAUGAUCCCAAGGUGCUCAGGGCGGAAAGAGAUGAGCGGAUUGCCAAGGCUGCUGCUGAGGCGAAGCGGAAACUGCAGACGAAACUGGCUGCUAAGCUGAAGGACUUGGACCGGUGGCAGGCAGCGUCUGUGCCUCCCUCUGAGAUCUUCCGAAAAGCAACCGACAAGUACAGCGCGUGGGAUGACAAGGGCGUGCCCACACAUGACAAGGAGGGCAAAGAGCUGUCUGCCAAAGCCAAGAAGGGUGUGGACAAGGAGCUGAAGAAGGCAGAGGAGUCAUUUGCCAAGUACCAGCAGAAGAUGGGGGAGGACCCUGGGUUCCUGGACUCACUCAGAGAGGAGGUUGCCAGUCUGGAAGCUGAGCUAGCAAAGUGA
This is a messenger RNA of Closterium sp. Yama58-4, 2529 nucleotides long. Lineage: Eukaryota; Viridiplantae; Streptophyta; Zygnematophyceae; Desmidiales; Closteriaceae. The record is from the annotation of a GenBank genome assembly.